This is a messenger RNA of Manis javanica (Malayan pangolin), 2375 nucleotides long. The record is from RefSeq and is a predicted model, not a curated record. Lineage: Eukaryota; Metazoa; Chordata; Mammalia; Pholidota; Manidae.
ACAGCAGGUUCCAUCCUAUUACCCAGUCUCUGGACCAAGGGACUGUCCAGGGCCUUAGGGUGCAGAGGCCUCCGCUCCAGGGUCCUCCCUUCCUUCCCCCAGGACAGCUGGGAAAGAAUGUACAUGGCUUCUAGAGGUCACCUGGGGCCGCGGACCUGGCCCAGGUGGCACUGCUGGGCUGCGGACCCCCUGUCUGGCUGGCAUUGUCCCCAGGGCCCAGGCACAAGCACACCGAUGUGCACUUGGGCUGGAUUGCAGCGGUGGGGCUGUGAGAGCGGCUGGCAGGCAGAUGUGCGCACAUCUGGACAGCAAAGCCAGCACUGGCCCCCGAGGACUCCUGCCGAGGUGGCUGCUGGGCAUGCUGGGCACCAGGGCGGCAGAAUGUCUGCAUUGCCUUUGCCCCCUCACCUGGCAGGGCUGGAGGGAAGAUGCCCUGCGCUGUAACCCGACUCCGCCUGGGCUGGUGGGGGGCGGGAGCCCGCGGCCGACGGCCGCCCGAGUGCCACAUCACUGCGCCGCCCGCCGGCCUGCCCGCGGCCCACCAUGCCGUCCUCGCUGCCGCUGCCGCUCCUCGCCCUGCUGGCCGCCGUCACCGCCCGGCCCGGGUGCGAGCCCGCCCGGGACCCCUCCGCCACAUGCGUGGACCUGCGGCUCAGGACGUGCGGUGACACCUCCUACAACCAGAUGGCCUUCCCCACCCUGCUGGAACACCGGUCUCUGGAAGCAGUGGAGUCCAGCUCCGAGUACAUCCUGCUGAGCGUCCUGCACCACCUCCUGGAGGGCCAGUGCAACCCCGACCUGCGGCUGCUGGGCUGCGCCGUGCUGGCCCCCCGGUGCGAGUGUGGCCGUGUGCGCAGGCCUUGCCGGCACGUCUGCGAGAGCCUGCGGGAGGCCUGCCAGCCCGCCUUCGAUGCCAUCGACAUGGCCUGGCCCUACUUCCUUGACUGCAGCCUCUACUUUGCACGCGAGGAGGAAGGAUGCUAUGACCCCCUGGAGGUGCUGCGGGUGGAACCCGAGGUGAAGCUCAUCGGCAACAUCCAUGGCAAUGAAGUGGCGGGGCGGGAGGUGCUUAUCUACCUGGCCCAGUACCUGUGCUCCGAGUACCUGCUGGGCAGCCCCCGCAUCCAGCGUCUGCUCAACACCACCCGCAUCCACCUGCUGCCCUCCAUGAACCCCGAUGGCUACGAGGUGGCAGCUGCAGAGGGUGCUGGCUACAAUGGGUGGACCAGUGGGAGGCAGAAUGCGCAGAACCUGGACCUGAACCGCAACUUCCCCGACCUGACAUCUGAAUACUACCGUGUGGCCGCAUCACGUGGCGUGCGCAGUGACCACAUGGCCAUCCCACAGCACUACUGGUGGGGUAAGGUGGCCCCUGAGACGAAGGCGAUGAUGAAGUGGAUGCGGACGACCCCCUUCGUGCUCUCAGCCAGCCUCCAUGGCGGUGACCUCGUGGUGUCCUACCCCUUUGACUUCUCCAAGCACCCGCAGGAGGAGAAGAUGUUCUCGCCCACGCCUGACGAGAAGAUGUUCAAGCUUCUGGCCAGAGCCUAUGCCGACGUCCACCCCAUGAUGAUGGACAGGUCGGAGAACAGGUGUGGGGGCAACUUCCUGAAGCAGGGCAGCAUCAUCAAUGGGGCAGACUGGUACAGCUUCACAGGAGGCAUGUCCGACUUCAACUACCUGCACAGCAACUGCUUUGAGAUCACGGUGGAGCUGGGCUGCGUCAAGUUCCCCCCCGAGGAGGCCCUCUACACCAUCUGGCAGCACAACAAGGAGCCGCUUCUCAGCUUUGUGGAGAUGGUGCACCGGGGCAUCAAAGGCGUGGUGAUGGACAAAUUUGGCAAGCCGGUCAAAAACGCCCGGAUUGUGGUCAAGGGCAUCCGCCACGAUGUCACCACGGCCCCAGAUGGUGACUACUGGAGGCUGCUGCCCUCGGGGUCCCACAUUGUGAUUGCUCAGGCCCCUGGCUACUCUAAGGUCAUCAAGAAGGUCACUAUCCCUGACCGGAUGAGGAGGGCUGGUCGAGUGGACUUCAUCCUGCAACCUCUGGGCACCGGACCCAAGCAGGUCCUUCCUGGGUCACGGAGAAGCGGGCCUGGACUCCGAGACCCUCUGGGAGAUGCUGGCCUGCAUGGGGAGCUGGGGGGGCCUGGCCAGGAUCCCCUUGGAGCGAGGAGGCAGCCCUCAGCUGGCGGGAGCAAGCCCUGGUGGUGGUCCUACUUCACGUCGCUGAGCCACCACAAGCCACGCUGGCUGCUCAGGUACUAGGUGCCACUGUCCUGCCCGGACGUGGAGGCCCAGCCCACCUCUGCCCAGGGGCUCCUGGCUCUUGGUUGCAUCUUCCACAGACAUCCUAUAAAGCCGUGUCCGUGUUA